GGUAUAAAACGGGACCACCGCAAACAACCAGAGCACACUUCGAUCAGACUUAAUCGAAAAGAUUCUAUAGAACUCCUUACAGAACCUUUUAUAAUUCUUCUUUUACGUUUUUCAGUAGUUUGAAAAGAGUUCGAGAUGUUCAAGCUGGUAGUACUUUCCAUUGUUGUCGCAUGUGUCUAUGCUGGAGUCGCUCCCAAAACCCCAGCUGCCAAAACCGAAGUCAAACCCGAAGUUCCCUCAGUGAAAAGCACCCCCCUUCAUCAGGAACAACAACACGAGACCAAAAAAUCCGAGGAUGUCAAAUCAGUUAAAUCACCCGAAGUAAAAUCGUCUCACGAGCAACACCACCACGACAGCAAAGAGAAGAGUGCUCAGAAGGCUCAGCCAAUACAAAGUGGUGAACAUCACCAAGUUAAAUCGGUGAAGGAUGAGAAAAAAGAUGACAAAGUUCAUCAAGUCAAACCUGUCCAUGGUCACUGAAUGAUGUUUGUUUGAUUUUAUUUUUUUCGUAUUGUUUUAAAGUUCCUUUUUCUUUAUUUUAUUUAGUUAUUUAUUUCUUUUUGUGAUUUUUUGGUUGUACUAAAAAUAAAGUUUUAUGUU
Molecule: messenger RNA, 600 nt
Organism: Sitophilus oryzae (rice weevil)
Lineage: Eukaryota; Metazoa; Arthropoda; Insecta; Coleoptera; Curculionidae
Exons: 2
Coding region: 136-480 (114 amino acids)
Source: RefSeq, a predicted model, not a curated record